AUUAAAAUUUUUGUUUCGUGUGUCAGCGGUAGUUUUUCAGUUUUUACUGGACUAAAAUGUUUUCCUACAAUGAAUAUUGUGACUUGUGUUUCCUAUUUGGUGAAUACGCUGGAAAUGCAAGUGAAGCCGCUCGUUAGUAUGGCGUACGAAGACAUCCAGAAGAAAACUCUUUCCAUAGACGAGGUACGAAAACCGUUGCUGCGGAAAAAGUAAUUUUAGAAGAAGAACUCGUGAGGAGUUGGUGAACCGAAUUCAUGCCGCUAGUGCUACGAUCACUCCAGAAACAUUACAAACAGUGCAUGCCAAACCUUUGAGCAUAUGUUAUAAUUUUUUAGUGCAUUGUUUAUUCAUUCGUACUUUAAAUUGUUUAAAAUAUCAUUAGGGUACGGUCGCCUAAGAGUGCGCGCGGUCUAAGAGUACGUAUCGGUGUUUUUAGUGAAAGACCGAAUCCUUAGAUACUCCUUAUUUUAUUUACUAAAAGUUGUUUAUUAAAGGUAAGUAUAUGCUAAAUUAUGGUUUGAUGGGUUAGAGAAAACGGCAGUGAUUUGCAAGUAAAAGUUUUUGUAUCGGAUAAUGUAAUUUUCGGUAGUUUUAAAACUCAUAAAAUUGUACAUUUUUGAGGUUAUACCACUAAGUUUCGAACAUCCAAGUUAAAUUGAAUGCUUUAGUAAGGGGAUAUUUGUGCAGAUGUCAGCUUACAUAGCUUGAAAUUUUCUUUAUUAACACGUAAAGCAAACCACGUACCAAAUCCAAGAGUGCGCACUGUCGGUAGCUGCAAGAGUACGCGUGCGUACUCUUGGAAUCCUAUACAAAAAAAAACAUAUUUCGCGAAAAUAGCAGUUUAUUUGUUUAUUUAUUUCUAGCGUAGACUUAAAUGGGUCCCUAUAAAAGGAAAAGUAAUCGUGAAUUGAAAUUCACUCAUCAAAUGCUAUGUGAAAUUAAAAAAAAACUCGAUAAUGGACAGUCAAAACGACAACUUGCCAAAGAAUAUAAUGUAUCUGAAUCAGUGUUAAGAAAACGGUUAAAAGCCGGCACAAGUCUUUAAUCAGCAAAUGGAAAAAGAUCUCGCUGAUCAAAUACGUAAACUGGAUACACUCUUUUAUGGUUUGACGUACAAAGAUCUACAGGGCCAUUGCCUAUAGAUACGCGGAGAUCUGCAAAAUUAAACACCCGUUUAACAAAUGUACCAAACUUGCCGGAAAAAAAUGCAUAUCUCUUUUUUGUAAAAGACAUAAUUUAUCUGUUCGCCUACCAGAAAAAGUUAGUGUUGCACGAGCAUCAGGUUUUAACAAAGUACAAAUUUCGCGAUUUUUUGAAAACCUUAAAACCUGUAUAGAGAAAAUACAAUUUAUCUGCAAAAUGCAUAUUUAAUAUGGACGAAACUGGUUUACUGACAGUUCCAAAUAAAAUUCCAAAAAUUCUCACAACUAAAGGAAAAAAAAUGUAGGAAAAGUUGUUUCGGGUGAAAGAGGAGAACUGAUUACUGCUGUAUGUUGCAUUAGUGCUUCGGGAGUUUAUGUUCCACCGGCACUGAUAUAUCCCCGAAAAAGGGAGAAGAAAGAGUUACUUUACGGAGCACCACCAGACACAAUUUUGUUACUCUCAGACAGUGGAUUUAUAAAUUCCGAUCUCUUUCUCAAAUGGUUGGACCACUUUAAACAGCACGUAAAACCCAAUAAAGAUGAACCAGUCCUGCUGUUAUUAGAUAACCAUUCUUCACAUAUAAGCUUACCAGCUAUUCAGGCUUAUUAUGGUGGCCAUUGGUUAUUUUUCAAUAAUUGAAAAUUGGAUAUUGCAAUAUUUCAAUAACUAAAAUGAAUCCAUAUUACCGUGCACCCAUUGAUAAGUGCUUUUCAAUGUUGAAUAUUAGACCGGUAUGAAGUUGAUUCAAACAGGUUCACCACCUAUGAAAAAUUACACAAAAGUUUGAGGUUAAAUCAAACAUUUUUCAAAUUUUUUUACCACGUGAGGUGCAGUGUAUGUGCACUUGUGCCUUGUGCAGGAGUUUUUCAGUGUUCUGCUCGGUGUUCUAUGUUCUUCUUCGCUUCAAAAUGAGUGUGGCAACGUCUAAUAAAAAACGCACCACAAAAAAACAGUUUGGGAUAUAUUUAAAUUUUCUGGAAGAAAACAAGUGCCUACGUACUGGGAGGCUGGCCUCAAACCAGUACGAGGCUCUAGGGGCUAUCUGGAAGGAGUUAACGGUGCUGUUAAAUAGUGUCGGAGACGGACCAGUCCGGGAAAUUAACGAAUGGAAAAAAGUAUUUACAGAAUGGAAAUGCUCCAUAAGAAAAAAGGCUCGAGAAAAUAAAGCAUUAAAUGAUAAUGAAAAACGAUUGUUAAAGUUAACUGGAAACGAGGCUGUGGAGGGGUUAACAGGCGUUGAAGAAAUUGGAAUUGGAUUUGCCGAUGCGAGAAAUGAAGAAAUAAAUGAAGUAAGGGAUGACGGAACAAAUGAAGAAGAAAUUCUUAUCAGUAUAGAAAAUGAGGAUAUUGAUGAUCAAGGUCAAACAAGAAGGCCUACAGCUAGAAUUAAGAAGCGCACUAAAAAAACAUCUAGUGAUGUGUUACUGAAGUCCUAUACACAAGCCACAAAAAGCCAAUUUGAAGGGCUUGAAAAAAUAAGUGAUGCAUUAGAAGACAUUGCUAGAGCAAUUAUUCGGUUCUGUGACAUCACAGAAUCUAAAAAAUAAUAAUUUUUAUUUGUGUGUUCAUUUAUUCUCAAGAAUUAUAAUUUGAGUUAUUUAAUUACUAUUUCUUACUAUUCUUGGAUAUUUUGAGGUUGUGUUACACAUGAGCAGUUUGAACUAUAUUUAACUUUUUUACAAAAGAAAGAAAAAUUUUUUUUUACAUUAUGUGAAAAUUUAAAUAAAAUAACUAAUGCUGCAAAAAAAACUGUGCAACAGUGGCGUAAAACAUUUGAUAACUGGGUUAGAUAUGUUAAACGAAAAGCCAGAAAGAUAUUUGUCUACCGAUAUAUCACUGGUGGUGGUGGCGCUUUGUACGUUGUGCUGACGAAUUUGGAAGAAAGACUACUUCAUGUGCUGGGAAAUGUAAAUGUAAAUGGUUUUAAAAAUGUAAUCGAGUUGGGUUUAGGUGAAAGGAAAACAAAACUAAAGAAAAAGAUAUCUACUGAAAUUGGGUACAAAUGCAAACAACGCAACCGCCAUAAGUAUCGUCUUACAAAAAACAAAAAGAAGCUGAAAAAAUGUAUUUAAACUAUUCCAAAUGUUUAGCAAAUGCUACUUUUAAAAUUCUUAACGCCGUCAAACAUGUGAACCAAUCUCUUCAACGUUUAAUAAAUAUAUAUUCUUAAAAA
Messenger RNA from Tribolium castaneum (red flour beetle), 3316 nucleotides. RefSeq lists its product as uncharacterized. The record is from RefSeq and is a predicted model, not a curated record. NCBI's taxonomy places the organism in Eukaryota, Metazoa, Arthropoda, Insecta, Coleoptera, Tenebrionidae. The coding region runs from base 1980 to 2690 and encodes 236 amino acids. The transcript has 8 exons.